Messenger RNA from Eimeria necatrix, 894 nucleotides. RefSeq lists its product as hypothetical. NCBI's taxonomy places the organism in Eukaryota, Apicomplexa, Conoidasida, Eucoccidiorida, Eimeriidae. The transcript has a single exon. The record is from RefSeq and is a predicted model, not a curated record. The coding region runs from base 1 to 894 and encodes 297 amino acids.
AUGAAAAAGCAGCAGCAGCCAGUGCAGCAGCGAGGACAAGUGCAGCAGCAGCGGAAGCUGCAGCAGCAGAGACUGAAGAAGCAGAGGCUGCAGCAGCUGCUGCAGCACCACAAAAGGGGCCAUGAUGGCCAGCUGAGCACUCCAGCAAGGCGAUUUUCCCAGCAGCUGCAGCAGCAGCAAACUCUCGAAAUCACGCUGCGUGGGCAGCAGCUGCUGAGGACCCUGCAGCAGCAGCAGCAGCAGCAGCAGCAGCAAACGCAGCAGCAGCAGCAACAGCAAGCGGAACCGACCGCAAAACAGACAGCCAGCGUAUCUGCUGCAGCAGAGUCUGCUGCCAAUGGCUCUGAAAGUGCUGCUGCAACCGUUAUUGUGUCUGCUGCUGCGGCUGCUGCUGCUGCUAAUGGUGAGCCUUCCCAGGAAGCAAGCCUCCCGCUGCAGCAGCAGCCACAAAAGCAGCAGCAGCAGCAGCCGCAGCUCCUGCUGCAGCUUCUCCAGGGAAACCUGAACCUGAGGCGCUUCUACACAAGCCUUUGCUUGUGGCAGAGUGGGGUCUGCAACAAAUCGGCAGCAGGAGCAGCAGCAGCAGCAGCUGCUGCAGCAGCAAGGCCUGCACGAUAUAGGAGGGCGAGGGCUCUGCGGAGCAGUCAGCGGCCCUUUUCCAAGCACAGCCACAGCAGCAGCUGCUGCUGCAGGCGCUGCAGCAGCAGCAGCUGCUGCUGCUGCAGGAGCUGCUGCAGCGCACGAAGCCAGCAUUCGCAAACUGGAUGGUUUGUGAGGCAGCAGAAGCUGCUGGGGAAGAGUAAUAUGCAGCAGCAAAAAGCAGAAGGAGCCACCACGGCAGCAGCAGCAGCAGCAGUUGCUGUUGCUGUUGCUGCAGUUCCUGAUGCUACUUGA